UUCCCUUUGUCCAAUUUCAUCAUCAGAAGAAAAAAGAAUCAAGCCCUGUGGCUGUUAUCAUAACCAAUCUAAACCGUUCCUUGCCUUUGUCAGCACACGAAGCAAAAUCAUGGGGGAAUAACAGACGCUAACAACCUAAUACAUCAUUGACCCAACUAAAUCCCUUUCCCCUUCCCAUACCCAUUGAUGAUCGAUCCAUAUUUAUAGGUAUAACCCCUCUCCAGAAACUCAACACUAUUCAUUGGCCACCUCAAAACCCCACAAACAUGCCAAAUCUGAAGUGGGUUUUUGUGCUAUGUAUCUAUAUUUUCAUCAAUAAUGUCUAUGUAGGCAGCUGUAGCUCCAGUUUUUCUUCAGACCCAACUGCCCAGCAUCUGUUGGAUAGAGUUUCAGAGCUUCCUGGGCAAGCUUUCGAUGUGAGUUUUGCACACUACUCUGGGUAUGUCACUGUCAAUGAGGAAUUUGGGAGGGCUCUGUUCUAUUGGUUUGUUGAGGCUGUUGAUGAGCCUUCUUCUAAGCCUCUGGUUCUUUGGCUCAAUGGAGGGCCUGGAUGUUCAUCAAUUGCUUAUGGGAUGGCUGAAGAACUUGGACCUUUUCACAUUGAGGAAGACGGGAAGACUCUUUAUUUGAACCCUUAUGCUUGGAACCAAGUUGCCAACGUUUUGUUUCUUGAUUCUCCUGUUGGAGUUGGUUUUUCAUAUUCCAACACUUCUGCUGAUUUGCUGACCAAUGGAGAUAAAAGGACCGCUUCGGAUUCACUGACAUUUCUGUUGAAGUGGCUUGAGCGUUUUCCCCAGUAUAAAAGAAGGGACUUUUAUAUUGCUGGAGAGAGUUAUGCAGGACACUAUGUUCCACAGCUAAGCCAAGCUAUAUCAAGGUACAACUCAGCAACAAAUGAAAAAACAAUAAACUUGAAGGGAUACAUGGUCGGAAAUGCUUUAACAGAUGAUUAUCAUGACCAUUUGGGACUUUUCGAGUUUAUGUGGGCAGCUGGCAUGAUUUCCGAUGAGACAUAUAAGCAGUUGAAUCUUUUAUGUGAUUCCCAGUCGUUUAUACACUACUCUGGGCAGUGUGAUGAGGCUCUGGAUAUGGCUUCUAAGGAACUUGGAGAUAUUGAUCCAUAUAGUAUCUUCACUCCUCCGUGCACUGCUAGUUCUAGCUUGACAAGUCAGCAAAAGAAGAGGUGGCGCAUGGUUGGUCAUAUUGGACGGACAUACGAUCCAUGCACCGAGAAGCAUUCAGUUGUCUACUUCAAUCAACCUGAGGUUCAAAAGGCACUUCAUGUUCACAGUGAAAAUGCACCAUCUAAAUGGGAUACCUGCAGUGAUGUGGUAAAUCUUAACUGGAAUGACUCUCCUACCUCAGUGCUCGACAUCUACCGCGAGCUUAUACAGUCAGGAGUUCGUAUUUGGAUAUUCAGUGGCGAUACAGAUUCUGUAAUUCCAGUUACAUCUACCCGGUAUAGUGUAAAUGCUCUCAACCUUACUACUGUAGGCCCUUGGCACGCUUGGUACGAUGACGGACAGGUGGGAGGGUGGACACAGCAAUAUGAAGGGCUCACAUUUGUGACAGUAAGGGGAGCAGGCCAUGAAGUCCCCUUGCAUAAACCCAAACAAGCCCUUACUUUGUUCAAAUCCUUCUUAGCAGGAAACUCAAUGCCAGCAUUUGAGCAAGUCAGUGACUUUUGAGAACGUAUUGUUUUCAAAUAACUCAGGUGUCCGGGCCAAUUUACGCGGAUUCUUGAGAACUUACUUCCACCCAUUAGCGUUUCUUUCCUGAAUUGGAAGAAAGAAAGUUGUGGAAGUGUGGGAUGCUGUAAAGGAGUGGCUUUGUAUUUCCACUGACAUCAUUUGAACACCUGUAAAAACUUGAUGUAGUUACCUGUCCACAAACGAAAAUUUGUUUAUCAGAAAUAAAAGAUUAAGGGGUGUUUGGCUCUAAA
Rhododendron vialii is the source of this 1942-nucleotide messenger RNA. Its product is annotated as serine carboxypeptidase II-2. Gene Ontology annotation, cellular component: vacuole. The transcript is spliced from 10 exons. Gene Ontology annotation, molecular function: serine-type carboxypeptidase activity. Gene Ontology annotation, biological process: proteolysis. The coding region runs from base 267 to 1688 and encodes 473 amino acids. The record is from RefSeq and is a predicted model, not a curated record. NCBI's taxonomy places the organism in Eukaryota, Viridiplantae, Streptophyta, Magnoliopsida, Ericales, Ericaceae.